This is a messenger RNA of Sparassis crispa, 819 nucleotides long. RefSeq lists its product as hypothetical. Bases 1 to 819 code for a protein of 272 amino acids. The record is from RefSeq and is a predicted model, not a curated record. The transcript is spliced from 3 exons. Lineage: Eukaryota; Fungi; Basidiomycota; Agaricomycetes; Polyporales; Sparassidaceae.
AUGCGGAUUUUUGCACACGAUCGGUUCAUAGCUGGAUAUCACAUGGGGUUGUCGCAGGCGGAUUCGGAGCAAGACUCGUAUUUUGACCGAGUGCGCGGGCCCUAUUUUUCUGAAGGCGCAGGCACUGGAACACGCAUUCUGGAAACGAUAUCAUAUUGGACUCAUCACGCAUGGUCGACCCGCUCCGCUCAGGCGUGGACUAGACGGGUGAACCAGCUUAUCCUCGAGAUCCAGCAUGUGAGCCCGCAUGACAUAGACAUAGUCGUGACACCGAUGUCGCGCGGUUUGAAUAUGAAUAUGUGGGAGAAAGUUUCGAACAGUUUUAGCUUAGUAGCAUCGUGCAUGGUCAUAGCACGGUUGGCUACAGUUCGGUCUAAGCCACUCUCCGUGUGGUUUAACUGUUUGAUGGCUCUGUCCAUCUGCGGAGCCGCAGUCACAGGGAGCUUUCGCCGCUAUCAGUAUGUCACCUAUCCAUGCACCAUUCUUGACAAGUCCGGAACAGUCCUCGCAUCAGCGAACCCAUCUCGUGCCAAGCUGUUCAUGGAGAGAGAUCUUAAGGCAGAGUAUAUCAAAACCGUCAAAAUGCUAAUAAAAACUAGCGAAAGUAUGAUCGAGAAAUUAGCCGUACUACGAAGCCAUCACGAGUCACACGAACUGGAGGGGCAUGGAGUGCUCGACGCUGUGGAUACUUUUAUCCAGACACUCAAGAGGAACAUAGAGGAGAUGAAAGGGCGUGUCAUAGCCAUGGAACGCAAGAUUGAGAUAUUGGAUGCGGAGAUUGAGGCUGCCAGUAGAACUACGAAGGAGCGCGAGGUUUGA